Lodderomyces pseudojiufengensis is the source of this 669-nucleotide messenger RNA. RefSeq lists its product as uncharacterized. Bases 1 to 669 code for a protein of 222 amino acids. Gene Ontology annotation, cellular component: cytosol; nucleus. The record is from RefSeq and is a predicted model, not a curated record. Lineage: Eukaryota; Fungi; Ascomycota; Pichiomycetes; Serinales; Debaryomycetaceae. Gene Ontology annotation, molecular function: nuclear import signal receptor activity. The transcript has a single exon. Gene Ontology annotation, biological process: protein import into nucleus.
AUGUCCAUAUUCGGAGCAAUAUGUCUGGGUAGACCAAUGAUAUUAGCGGAACAAGUUGAUCAAACAAAAUUUGUUAUAAAUGUUCCCAAUGCUUCAAACAUUAAUUACAUAACAAUAUUCAUAUUACCCAAUUCUCCAUUUGUUGAUAAUAAUUUCACUGCAUUAAUAUAUUUUCAACUACCUCAACAGCAAAAUCAAACAUUACAAUCAGCUCCAGAAUUUAAAUUAUUAGGUGGAAUAAAUCCUUCAAAACCAUCGGCUAUCUAUAAAGUUAGUAAUUUAACCAAUAGUCAGAAUAUAACAAAUGCUCAAAAUCAGGAUGGGAUAGAUUUGGAAAUGAAUGAUUCUGGUCCAAUAGAUUUAAAUGAUUCCGUUAGUAUAAAUAUAGGAAUAUCAAUUGAACCAACUCCACAAGCAGAACAAUUGAUACAACAAUCUAAACAACAAAAUUCAACGAGUUUAGUAUCUACAAAACCUCAACCACAACCAUCAAAACCUAGUGAUACAGCUCAAUUGGCUAAUAAGAUAGUAGGUAAUGCUUAUAAUUACCUAGCUAGUUUUAUUGAUAAUCAAGGGAAAGUACCAAUAAAAGCAUUUGAUAAUUGGUGGGAUAAAUUUAAGACAAAAUUACAAAACAAUCCUAAUUUUUUAAAUGAAAUACUGGAAUAG